AUGGAACACUCAAAACCAAAGAAUAUUAUCAGAUUUGCUAGUUGUCGCGGUGUAGCCUUUGAGCUCAAUCCCUACAAAGAAAACCCAUUUGCCAUUCCGGAUCCUUCUUCACGGAAGGAGCAAGAGGGAAAGUUAGAUUGGCUUCCAUGGAUUGGAACCUCUGGUUCAUUCAGGAGGAGUUUGAGUCGUCCAAGCAGUCAUUUCUGUGACCUUGAGUUCGAAGACUUGGAAAUUGAUGGGCAAGAGUUAUAUAUUGCAGAGGACCCCGAAAAGCAAGAUGCGUCUAUCGUAGUUGCUGCAGUUAGUGCAAAAAAGCCACCGCCAAAACAAAAGGAUACAAGAUUGUCAGUUAUACUGCUUGAUCAAGGGCUGUUCACGGUGUACAAGCGACUGUUUAUGGUUUGCUUGACCUUCAAUGUUCUUGCAUUAACGCUAGCAGCCACUGGUCACUUCAAGUAUGCUAAACCAAAGGCUACGGUUUUCUCCAUUGGAAAUCUUCUGGCUUCAACACUCUGUCGAAGUGAGGCCUUACUGCGAGUGGUCUUCUGGUUAGCUGUGAAGUUGUUGGGCAGGCGUUGGAUACCUCUUCGGGUUAAAACAACUGUAACUGCCUUCCUUCAAAGCCUUGGGGGAAUACACAGCGGCUGCGGAGUUUCUUCCAUAGCUUGGCUUGUGUAUGCUCUUGUGCUUACCUUGAAGGACAAAGAAAACACUUCCCCACUCAUCAUAACCCUGGCUUGCUUAAUCCUCUCUCUUAUUUGCCUUUCUUCCAUGGUUUGGUUCUUCAUUUCUGCUUCAAUAACUUACGAACCUGCUUCAAAAACCUAUAAUUCAAGCGUCACAAAGAUCACUAAGGAGCAAGAAUUCUGGUUCACUUUAGCCAUAACUAUUGUCAUAAUCAUCCCAUGGUUAACAGUGAGACGCGUUCCAGUAAACGCAUCAUCUCCUUCAGGUCAUGCUUCGAUCAUAAAGUUUGAAGGAGGGAUCCAAGCGGGGCUGCUGGCUAGAAUUAGCCCAUCACCAUUAUCAGAAUGGCAUGCCUUUGGAAUCAUAUCUGAUGGAAUGAAAGAGCACAUCGUAUUGGCUGGUGCAGUUGGUGACUUCACCAAGUCCAUGGUCUCUAAUCCGCCAAGCCAUUUGUGGGUUCGAAUGCACUUUGCAGGCUUGCCUUAUCUAAUAAAUAUGUAUCAAAGGGUACAGGUGGUGGCCACAGGGUCCGGUAUUUGUGUCUUCUUAUCAUUUCUCCUGCAGUCGAACUCGGCAGAUGAAAUAAAGCAAAUGGUGGAAGGAUAUCCAAAGGACAAAGCUAUUAUUCAUGACACAGCAAUCUUGGGGCGGCCAAAUGUAGCUGAGAUGAGUGUAAAUGCUGCGAAGAAUUGGAAGGCCGAAGUGGUUAUCGUAACAAGUAAUCCUGAAGGCAGUAGAGAUAUAGUGAAUGCAUGCAAGGGGGCUGGAAUACCUGCAUUCGGCCCUAUCUGGGAUUCCUAG
Mangifera indica (mango) is the source of this 1488-nucleotide messenger RNA. Its product is annotated as adenylate-forming reductase 06235-like. The record is from RefSeq and is a predicted model, not a curated record. Bases 1 to 1488 code for a protein of 495 amino acids. The transcript is spliced from 3 exons. Lineage: Eukaryota; Viridiplantae; Streptophyta; Magnoliopsida; Sapindales; Anacardiaceae.